AUGGCUCCACCAACUCGAGACUUGUGCACGGUGGGAUGGAUCGCUCCUAUGUCGUUGGAACUGGCCCCGGGUCGUGCAAUGCUCGAAGACUGCCAAAGAGUUUCUGCCGGGGGCAAAUAUUACGAUGUUGGACGCCUAAGCGGGCACUGGGUUGUCAUGAUUGUUUGUUCUCGAAUUGGCAAUAGUUCGGCUACUAUGGCUGUCGCUGAUAUGCGCCAUUGGUUUCCAAACAUUAAACACAUCCUGGUAGUUGGAAUAGCAGGAGGACAGCCCUGCUAUGGUACCGGUGGAAAGGAGCAGAUUGUUCUAGGCGACGUUGUCGUCGGUGUCCCACGAGGAAGCGAAGGAGGAGUUGCACACUACGAAUGCGGAGCGUGGGAAGCAGCAGACCUAUUCUCUGCCAGCGGACACACUCUGCACCCAUCAGACGAUCUUCUCACAGCCGUUAACACCCUUCAAGGCGACUACAUACGGUCAGGAUCCGAGAUCCCAAGAUUCCUGGUUGAGCUACGAGCAAAGCUAGAGCUAGACGAGCAGGCAGAGUAUAAUGACCAAGGGGCGGAUAAUGAUUUUCUCUUCCCAGACACGUAUCGUCAUUCGAAUCGCGACAUGGAUUGCGAAGGGCUUUGCGAUUUUACAGCGGCGAAGAAACGAGCGGAUCGAGGCAUAAAGGCCCAGCGAAAGGAAAACUCACCCCGUAUUCAUUACGGUAACAUUGCAUCAGGAAAUGCCCUCAUCAUAUCAAGCGAGAAACGGAAUGCAUUCUAUGAAAAAUAUCAAGUUUUAUGCUUUGAGAUGGAAUCUGCUGGUGUGAUGCACCACAACCAAGCACUGGUCAUCCGAGGUAUCUGCGAUUACGCGGAUUCGCACAAGAAUAAGAGAUGGCAGAAAUAUGCCGCUGCUACAGCGGCAGCAUACGCAAAGGAGGUCCUACUACUUGUACCACCAGCUGAAACAAGCAAUAGAGGUGAGCCUGCCCAGAUCGUUGCCAGGUGUCAUUUUCUAGUACCAUUUGGCAGGAACCAGGAAUUUGUUGGUAGGACGGAAAUUCUGUCACAGCUUCAGGAAAGGAUUUGGCCAGGCAAAAAUAAGGACGAUUGUCAGAGAACCGCCGUCGAAGGCCUUGGGGGGGUCGGCAAGACGCAGAUCGCGCUAGAGGCUGUUUACCGUGUUCAUAAAGAGCACCCGGACUGCUCUAUUUUCUGGGUUCCGGCCGUGGACGUAAACACCUUUGAAAACGCAUACCGCGAUAUCGGCAGACAGAUGAAGAUUGCGGGCAUUGACGAAGACAAAGCUGACGUUAAGCAACUUGUUAAAACUGCGCUAAGUGACGACAGCAGUGGCAGCUGGCUCUUGGUUGUCGAUAAUGCCGAUGAUAUUACGUUGCUCUUUGGCGUCACUAGACUGUCAGACUACCUCCCAUUUAGUCGAAAUGGCUCGAUUCUGUUUACAACGCGGAAUCACGAGGCGGCCGUGAAGCUUGUUGUUCAUAAUAGCGGCAUUGUCCCCGUACUAGAAAUGGACAGGAGCGAAGCCUUCGAUCUGCUACGGAAAGGGUUGAACGAAAGCCAGAUCAGCGACACGAAAAGCACUAAGAGGCUACUUGAUUUUCUAGCUUACCUGCCGCUGGCAAUCAGGCAGGCAUCCGCAUAUAUGGCCAAGAAACAGAUAUCAACUUCAGAGUACCUCGAGCUUUUGGCCACAACAUGGCUUAUUUCGUUUAACCACAUCUCAAAGCACGAUCCGCUGGCGGCGGAGUACCUAAAGUUCAUGAGUCUUCUGGCGGAGAAAGACAUCCCGAAGUCGCUUUUACCUACAGCUAGGAAAAUAGAGGCCUUGGAGGCAAUCGGCACGCUGAAGGCAUAUGCAUUUAUUACGCAACGUGAAGGACAAGAUUCAUUUGACAUGCACCGGCUUGUGCGUCUGGCGAUGCAAAACUGGCUAAAGAACGAGGGACUGAAGAGUUGUGUAUCAUCUGCGAUACAGCAGCUUGAUCAAGCAUUUCCCUUUCCGGAGCAUGAGAACAGGGACAUGUGGAUGAAAUAUCUACCGCACGCACGAGCCGCGCUAGAGUUUCGGGAACACCUUGAAGGUGGGAAGGUGGACGCUAGCCUUUUGUAUAACGUGGCCCAAAGUUAUUCUUUACUAGGACAAUAUCAGAAGGCAGAGCAGAUGUAUCGGCAGACACUGCAGCUUCAUGAGAAGGUGCUAGGCAAGAGCCAUCCGGACACACUUUCCAGCAUGAAUAACCUAGCAGAGGUGCUCUCGGAUCUAGGGAAGUAUAAGGAGGCUAAGCAGAUGCAUUGGCAGACACUCCAGCUAAAGGAGAAGGUGCUAGGCAAAGAGCAUCCGUCCACACUUAACAGCAUGAAUAACCUCGCAGGGGUGCUCUUAAAUCUGGGGAAGUCUAAGGAGGCCGAGCAAAUGCAGCGGCAGGAAUGGAAGUUAACGGAGAAGGUUCUAGGCAAAGAGCAUCCGUCCACACUUAUCAGCAUGAACAACGUCGCACUUGUGCUCUCAGAUCUGGGGAAGUAUGAGGAGGCCGAGCAAAUGCAUCGGCAGGAAUGGAAGUUAACGGAGAAGGUUCUAGGCAAAGAGCACCCGUCCACACUGAUAAGCAUGGACAACCUCGCACUUGUACUUAAGAAACUGGGGAAGUAUAAGGUGGCCGAGCAGAUGCAUCGGCAGACACUCCAGCUGUACGAGAAGGUGCUAGGCAAAGAGCAUCCGUCCACACUUAACAGCAUGAAUAACCUAGCAGAGGUGCUCUCGGAUCUGGGGAAGUAUAAGGAGGCUAAGCAGAUGCAUUGGCAGACACUCCAGCUAAAGGAGAAGGUGCUAGGCAAAGAGCAUCCAGACACACUUUCCAGCAUGAAUAACCUCGCAAAUAUGCUCUCAAAGCUAGGGAGGUAUAAGGAGGCCGAGCAGAUGCAUCGGCAGACACUCCUGCUAAUAGAGAAGGUUCUAGGCAAAGACCACCCGUCUACGCGAACAAGUCAAAGGAAUCUCGAUGACUGCUUAAGAGUGAAGAGAUAG
Pochonia chlamydosporia 170 is the source of this 3036-nucleotide messenger RNA. Its product is annotated as kinesin light. Gene Ontology annotation, molecular function: protein binding; ADP binding; catalytic activity. NCBI's taxonomy places the organism in Eukaryota, Fungi, Ascomycota, Sordariomycetes, Hypocreales, Clavicipitaceae. The record is from RefSeq and is a predicted model, not a curated record. The coding region runs from base 1 to 3036 and encodes 1011 amino acids. Gene Ontology annotation, biological process: nucleoside metabolic process. The transcript is spliced from 3 exons. Gene Ontology annotation, cellular component: kinesin complex.